AUGUCUUCUUCGGAAAGCCCGGACACUCCGACCACUUCACAGCCUGCUCCGCCAGUCAAGCAAACGUCGUUCGUGGUUGAAGAUCUCGAAGAACGCAUCCGGGAAAGCGCUCGUAUCUCGAAUAGUCCGAAGAAAACCGUCAGCACUCCAGGACUGCCAGAUCCGAUGAUUCUCGUCGACCUGGAAACGCAUACGAAAGAGAUCGUGAGCAACAUGGACACAAUGCUCAGGGAUAUGAGGUGAAAACUGGAAGACUACAUUCUGGAAUAAGGGAAUUGUUACAGAGGGUCUCUGCACGGAAUGUCCGAUCUGACACUCGAGUCGCUCCAGUGCUACAACGCCGGAGUCGAGAAAGCGUGUGAUGCAGCUGAUUCCAACGUCAAGUCGACUUACGCUGUAGGAAUCGUGAAAUCAGUAGUCCCGACUAUAUUCGAAUAUUUUCAGAUGCUUGCAAAGGUAGAGGAAGUCAAUCAGUCGAUGGGAAAUGUGCAAAAAUUGGCGGGGCAAAUGUAAGUGCCCCUGCUGAAUUGUUCAGAAAUCUUUGUUUUUUUUUUCAGCAAGGAAAUGCGACGAUUAGUCGAACUGUUCGAAACUCUCUUCCACGGAAGUCUCAAGUAA
Molecule: messenger RNA, 618 nt
Organism: Caenorhabditis sp. 36 PRJEB53466
Lineage: Eukaryota; Metazoa; Nematoda; Chromadorea; Rhabditida; Rhabditidae
Source: the annotation of a GenBank genome assembly